Molecule: messenger RNA, 2139 nt
Organism: Myxocyprinus asiaticus (Chinese sucker)
Lineage: Eukaryota; Metazoa; Chordata; Actinopteri; Cypriniformes; Catostomidae
Gene: stk24a
Product: serine/threonine kinase 24a (STE20 homolog, yeast)
Exons: 11
Coding region: 35-1285 (416 amino acids)
Biological process (GO): protein phosphorylation
Molecular function (GO): protein kinase activity; ATP binding
Source: RefSeq, a predicted model, not a curated record
UCUACUGCAUGUUCAGGAAGCAGAAGCCACAGUAAUGGACACUAACGGACCAAAGAAUUUGAGAGUCGAUCCUGAAGAGCUGUUCACCAAGCUUGAGCGGAUUGGGAAGGGAUCAUUUGGCGAGGUCUUUAAAGGGAUUGACACCCGCACGCAGCAGGUGGUUGCUAUAAAGAUCAUUGAUCUGGAAGAAGCUGAAGAUGAAGUGGAGGAUAUACAGAAGGAGAUUACAGUCCUCAGUCAGUGUGACAGCCCCUUCAUCACUAAAUACUACGGCUCUUAUCUGAAGGACACAAAGUUAUGGAUCAUCAUGGAAUAUUCAGGAGGGGGCUCAGCCCUGGAUUUGCUGGAGCCUGGAGCUCUGGAUGAGACUCAUAUUGCCACCAUCCUUAGAGAAAUCCUGAAGGGUCUGGAUUACCUGCAUUCAGAGAAGAAAAUUCACAGAGAUAUUAAAGCUGCUAAUGUCCUGUUAUCAGAGCAGGGUGAUGUGAAGCUGGCUGAUUUUGGUGUGGCUGGGCAGCUCACAGACACACAGAUCAAGAGGAACACGUUUGUGGGCACUCCAUUCUGGAUGGCACCAGAAGUCAUUAAACAGUCAGAGUAUGACUCAAAGGCAGAUAUCUGGUCAUUGGGUAUAACUGCAAUCGAGCUGGCAAAAGGAGAGCCGCCCCACUCUGAUCUUCACCCCAUGAAGGCGUUAUUUCUCAUCCCGAAGGAACAUGCACCCACACUGGAGGGUAACUACAGCAAAGCUCUCAAAGAGUUUGUAGAUGCCUGUGUCAAUAAAGAUCCCAACUUUAGACCAACAGCUAAAGAGCUUUUGAAACACAAACUUAUCGUUCGAUAUGCCAAGAAGACGUCAUACCUCACAGAGCUCAUUGACAAUUACAAGAGAUGGAAAGUAAAACAGGCUCGUGAUGAGUACAGUUCAGACUCAGACUCAGAGGACAGUGAAGCAUCUGGAAUGAAGUCUGUAGAUAAUAACUGGAUCUUCAACACAAUCAGAGAAAAAGAGUCCAAACAGAACCAGAAUGAAAUCCAACAGCAGGAAGUGCUCAUCCACAAUCAGGUUCCAGACAGUCUAAAGAGACCUCUCUCCCAGAGCAUGUCCUCUAUUAUAUCCCCAUUGUUUGUAGAGCUGAAGCAAAAGGUUGGUGUUUAUAAGUCUGCGGUGUUAGAGGACCUAAAGGAGGCCAUGCAUCUGGCAGAAGAGUCAUGUCCAGGCAUCACUGACUUUAUGGUGAUGGAGGUGGUGCAGAGAUUAAAGAGGUUUUCCUCCACUCACUGAGUGAUGUCUUUAAAUUCCCAGUGAGCUUCCAUGAAGACUCACUCUCUGUGGGCGGAACCACAUUCGAAUCACAGUGCACUACAUCCAGAACACGUGGAGAACAGACACACACAUACACAAAGUUGAAUGUCGAAUACCUCUUAAGAAUGAAGCAGGUUGUGUGUGUCUGAAUUUUUUUGUGUGAUGGGUUAUAGAUUAAAUCAUUGUUUUACAAUUUGAGGUACUUGCUGUUAGAUGAUGAUAGUUUGUGAACUGAAUUAGAAAGACCCCAUGAAAUGGCUUGACGAACUCAAUUUUCUUGUGUUGACAUAUUUCCUAUUGAAAUAGGAAUUUGGGUGGGACAUUUCAAAGUGCAUGUAUCUUUUUUUAAUAGCCAAUAGGCAGUCAUGAACUAUCAUUUUAUUUUCACUCUAGAGAGCAUUUAAUUGCACACAAAUUUGGGUGCAAGAUAAAUCAUUAAUAUUUUUAAUCUACAAGACUGUAAAUUGUGUAUAUAUACUGAAAGAUAAUUUUGACAACUUUUAGGAGUACAUUAUCAUAUAAGAUAGCUUCAAAGCUACCAGACUAAAAGCAACAAUCUCCAAUUUUAAUUGUAUGGGAUCUUCAAUAUGUAUAUCAGCUCUUUUUUACAGAGCAGUGAUGAAGGUGCAAUAAUCAAAUCCAUCCAUCCAUCCUCUACCGCUUGUCCUAUGCAGGGCCACGGGUGGUGCUGGAGCCUAUCCCAACUGUCUCGGGCCGAAGGCAGGGAAACACCCUGGACAGGUGGCCAGUCCAUCACAGGGCAACAAUCAAACAAAUGUUAAAAAUGUCCUGUGCUCUUUUUGGCACUUUAAAAAAACCAUAGUUUAACUACA